UUGGAAGACCCGUUGUUUUGAUUGGUCACGGUGUGAUGUUCGCAAGCUCCCGCCUCCAGUCAAAGGCUCCAAGCUGGAGUAGCUAAUUAACCAAUCGAACGCUCGAACGUACGUACCUCACCAGCAACCAGUCACCACCAUGCCCACGUACCUCCUCCUCCUCUUCUUCCUCGCUUUGUGGUUGUGGCCACCGGCGGCGAGCGUUGCCGCCGCCUCCGCCACGGUGAGCCCGCUGCAGACACUCCCCGACGAGGCCGCCGACACGUUCACGGCAAACAGCAGCUACGGGUCCAACCUUGGAGCUCUCGGAGCGACCCUCGCCGCGGGCGCCCGCGCGUCGGGCUUCGCAAAGGGCAGCUACGGCGAGGCGCCUGACAAGGUGUACGGCUUCGUGCUCUGCCGGGGUGACUACACCGGCGCCAACUGCGCCGACGGCCUCAGAGCCGCCUUCCAGGGCGUGCCCGAGCGCGUCUUCUUCCGGAAGGCCGCCGUCGUCUACUACGACCAGUACAUGCUCCGGUUCACCGACGACGAGCGGUCCUUCUCCAACAUCAGCAACGAGCCGGAAUGGUCGGCGAACAAUAUGAACUCCGUCAGGGGCUCCGAGGCAGCGGAGCGGUUGAUGGGGAAGGUAGUGAAGCUGAUGAACACCAUGGCCGACCUUGCCACCUCCGGCAGCCCCAGGCUGACUAACCGGUCCCGGUACGCGACCGGCGAGGACGGGUUCGGUGAGCAGGGCGUGAGCACCGUGUACGGCCUGGUGCAGUGCAGGCCGGACCUCACCGGGCCACAGUGCAGGAGCUGCCUUGAUGGCAUUAUCAAGCAGUUGCCGACGCUGUUUAUGAGCAAUAAUAUGAGCAACCAAGAGGCCUCCUUAAGCCGCGUCGGGGGCAGGAUUUUGGGGGUUCGGUGUAAUCUGCGAUAUGAGAAGGACUUAUUCUUCGAGGAGACAAGUGACACUAUCAAGAUCGACAUGCCUAAAAAUGGGAAGAGCGCGGUGUUUAUGAUUGUCAUAGUUGGAGUUCCUCUCCUAGUUUUGCUCAUCCUCGGCUUACUGCUAAGGCCAUACAUCGUGAAGAAAGUCAGAGAAUCGUUAUUGCAGAGGGAAUUAGUCACCCUGAAAAAGGAAAUUGUAAAUGAAAGCGACUCAAGGUUUUCGUUGUUCAGAUUUUCGAAAAUAAGAAGUGCUACUAAUAACUUCUCGGAUAAAAAUAAACUUGGAGAAGGUGGAUUUGGCAUUGUUUACAAGGGCCAGUUGUGUCACGAUCAGGACAUAGCAGUCAAACGGCUUUCUCCAAAUUCAGUGCAGGGGUUCCGCGAGUUCAUGAAUGAAAUCAAACUCAUAGCCAGCCUACAACAUAAGAAUCUGGUCAGGCUUCUUGGAUGCUGCAUCAAAAGCAAAGAGAGGAUACUUGUGUAUGAAUAUAUGCCAAACGGUAACUUGGAAGAGUUCAUUUUUGGGGUAGGAGCAAAGAAGAGUUGGCCUGUACGUCACGGCAUAAUUGAAGGGAUAGUAGAAGGCCUUCUCUAUCUGCAUGACUAUGCGCAUGAAUGCAUAGUUCACAGAGACAUGAAACCAAGCAACAUCCUAUUAGAUCAUGAAAUGAACCCAAAAAUAUCUGACUUUGGGAUUGCAAGGAUAUGCCUCUCCAGCGUGACAGAAUCAAAUACGACAACGGCUAUGGGAACAUUUGGAUACAUCGCACCGGAGUACUACUCCCAGAAUGUCUACUCAACAAGGUCAGACGUUUUCAGCUUCGGCAUCCUAGUUCUCGAGAUCAUAAGUGGGAAGAGCGCCGUCGGUUCCUACCAAUUAUCCGGAAGAUCAUACGAGCUCAGGAAAUAUGCAUGGCAGCUGUGGAGAGAGCAGAGGUGCGACGAGCUGGUGGAUGAUUCGCUUGGCGAGGAGUACCCGGAGAUGGACGUUAUGAGGUGCAUCCAGAUCGCGCUUCUAUGCGUCCAGGAUAGCGCCGAGGACAGGCCUACCAUGCGCGACGUGACGAUGAUGUUGAGCAACGGAAAUAAGAGGCUGCUCCUACCUGUGCAGCCCGGUUCUUGCAGCGUACACAUCGAUGUCGGUACUGAAAUAGAGUUGUGAGCCUGAACCAAACAAGGACUUGUUUGUGUGGACAUUGGGGAUGUUUGUAAUCUGUUGUAGAAAAGCAAUGUGAAGAUGAUACAUAAACUGUUUUGAUGAUCCCAUCAGUAGUACAAAGAAACUAUUCCCGUUAUUAGGGCAUGUACAAUGAUUGAUAAGAUAGUCUUAUCUUAAAUCUUGCAUUUAAUUUAGAGAUGACAAAAAGAAGUGUCUACAAUAAGUCAU
Molecule: messenger RNA, 2323 nt
Organism: Triticum urartu
Lineage: Eukaryota; Viridiplantae; Streptophyta; Magnoliopsida; Poales; Poaceae
Product: cysteine-rich receptor-like protein kinase 15
Biological process (GO): protein phosphorylation
Cellular component (GO): plasma membrane
Molecular function (GO): protein serine/threonine kinase activity; ATP binding
Source: RefSeq, a predicted model, not a curated record